This is a messenger RNA of Vigna angularis (adzuki bean), 2036 nucleotides long. RefSeq names its product protein NRT1/ PTR FAMILY 8.1. NCBI's taxonomy places the organism in Eukaryota, Viridiplantae, Streptophyta, Magnoliopsida, Fabales, Fabaceae. Gene Ontology annotation, molecular function: tripeptide transmembrane transporter activity. The record is from RefSeq and is a predicted model, not a curated record. Gene Ontology annotation, cellular component: membrane. The coding region runs from base 205 to 1905 and encodes 566 amino acids. The transcript has 5 exons. Gene Ontology annotation, biological process: oligopeptide transport; transmembrane transport.
UUUCCCAUGUGCUACUAAUAAGAUUGCUCGAUUCUACUUUUAUGAACUUCCAUUCCUUCUUCCUAUAUUCUUCUCUUCUCUUUCUUUCUUUCUUCUCAUCAGUUUUGGUUUUCAGUUUGAUGGGUCUCUUGAAUUCUUGUGACUGAGUCUUUGAAGGGAUAACAGAGAAAGAAGAACCAGACAAUAGGAAAUUGGAUUUACACUAUGGAAGAAGAUGGCAUAUACACACAAGACGGGACCAUUACCAUCUCCAGAAAACCUGCCAACAAGAAAAAGACUGGAAAUUGGAAAGCUUGCUAUUUUAUUCUUGGAAAUGAAUGUUGUGAGAGAUUAGCAUACUAUGGUAUGAGUACAAACCUGGUGAACUAUCUUCAGGAACGUUUCAACCAGGGAAAUGUAACCGCUGCAAAUAAUGUCACAACCUGGUCUGGCACGUGCUACAUCACACCACUGAUUGGAGCCUUUCUAGCCGAUUCGUACCUAGGAAGAUAUUGGACAAUUGCCUCUUUCUCAGUUAUCUAUGCCAUUGGGAUGACACUUUUAACACUGUCUGCUUCUGCCCCUGGAAUAAAGCCAUCAUGUGAUGCUAAUGGCUGCAAUCCAACAUCAGCCCAAACUUCAGCUUGCUUCAUAGCACUCUACCUGAUUGCUCUUGGAACUGGUGGCAUCAAACCAUGUGUCUCAGCUUUUGGUGCAGACCAAUUUGAUGACUCCGACAAGAAAGAGGCAAUAAGGAAGAGCUCUUUCUUCAACUGGUUUUACUUCUCUAUCAAUAUCGGUGCACUUGUUGCUUCUUCGGUAUUAGUUUGGAUACAAAUGAAUAUUGGAUGGGGAUGGGGUUUUGGAGCUCCUGCUGUUGCAAUGAUCAUUGCAGUCAUAUUUUUCUUUAGUGGUAGUAGACUCUACAGACUUCAAAUACCUGGAGGCAGUCCCCUUACAAGGAUUUGUCAAGUCAUAGUUGCAGUCUUAAGGAAAAUUAACAUUCAAGUGCCAGAUGAUAAGUCUCUUCUUCAUGAGACAGUAGAUGUAGAAUCUGUCAUCAAAGGUAGCCGCAAGCUUGAUCACACAAACCGCUUCAAGUGUUUGGAUAAGGCAGCGGUAGAAACCCAAUCUGACAUUAGCAGAGGUUUGCCAAAUCCUUGGAGGCUUUGCACUGUGACACAAGUUGAGGAACUAAAAUCAGUGAUCUCUUUACUCCCAGUUUGGGCAUCAUUGAUUGCCUUUGCAGCUGUCUAUGGACAAAUGAGCACCAUGUUCGUUCUACAAGGCAACACAAUGGACCAGCACGUUGGCCCUCACUUCAGAAUCCCAUCUGCAUCCCUCACCAUUUUUGACACACUAAGUGUCAUUUUCUGGGUUCCUUUGUACGACCGCAUCAUUGUUCCAUAUGCAAGAAGGUUCACUGGCCACAAACAAGGGUUCACACAACUUCAAAGAAUGGGAAUUGGCCUUGUCAUCUCCACCAUAGCCAUGGUUGUUUCUGGCAUUCUGGAAGUUGUUCGCCUUGACAUUAUCAGGAAGAACAACUACUAUGAUGUUAAGACCAUCCCCUUGUCAAUCUUCUGGCAAGUGCCACAGUAUUUUAUUGUUGGAUGUGCUGAGGUUUUCACCAACAUUGGUUCCUUAGAGUUCUUCUAUGGUGAGGCACCAGAUGCCAUGAGAAGCUUUGGUAUGGCUCUCUUUCUUACAACUAAUGCCGUGGGAAAUUAUGCCAGCACACUGCUUCUCACCAUUGUUACUAAGAUUACCACAAGACAUGGAAGUCUUGGUUGGAUCCCUGACAAUCUAAAUAGAGGCCAUCUUGAUUACUUUUACUGGCUUUUGACCACUCUCAGCUUUCUCAAUUUUCUUGUGUUCCUUUGGAUUGCAAAGAGGUACAGAUACAAGAAUGUGGCUGCAAAAUAGCUUCAGGUUUGAUAGCUCUAUUUGCUGCAGAUUGUUUAGUACUUUUUAUAUUGGAAUUGCAUAAAUUUCUUGAACAAUUAUUUGUAUACAUGCUAUUUUGAAUGUUUGGUAUGUUAAAAAUAGUUCUAUUA